AUGAAGCAAGGAGGGACGAAGCAAGGGGGGAUGAAGCAAGGAGGGAUGAAGCAAGGAGGGAUGAAGCAAGGAGGGAUGAAGCAAGGAGGGAUGAAGCAAGGAGGGAUGAAGCAAGGAGGGAUGAAGCAAGGAGGGAUGAAGCAAGGAGGGAUGAAGCAAGGAGGGAUGAAGCAAGGAGGGAUGAAGCAAGGAGGGAUGAAGCAAGGAGGGAUGAAGCAAGGAGGGAUGAAGCAAGGAGGGAUGAAGCAAGGAGGGAUGAAGCAAGGAGGGAUGAAGCAAGGAGGGAUGAAGCAAGGAGGGAUGAAGCAAGGGGGGAUGAAGCAAGGAGGGACGAAGCAAGGGGGGACGAAGCAAGGGGGGAUGAAGCAAGGAGGGAUGAAGCAAGGAGGGAUGAAGCAAGGAGGGAUGAAGCAAGGGGGGAUGAAUCAAGGAGGGAUGAAGCUAGGAGGGAUGAAGCAAGGAGGGAUGAAGCAAGGGGGGAUGAAGCAAGGAGGGAUGAAGCAAGGAGGGAUGAAGCAAGGAGGGAUGAAGCAAGGAGGGAUGAAGCAAGGAGGGAUGAAGCAAGGAGGGAUGAAGCAAGGAGGGAUGAAGCAAGGAGGGAUGAAGCAAGGAGGGAUGAAGCAAGGAGGGAUGAAGCAAGGAGGGAUGAAGCAAGGAGGGAUGAAGCAAGGAGGGAUGAAGCAAGGAGGGAUGAAGCAAGGAGGGAUGAAGCAAGGAGGGAUGAAGCAAGGAGGGAUGAAGCAAGGAGGGAUGAAGCAAGGAGGGAUGAAGCAAGGGGGGAUGAAGCAAGGAGGGACGAAGCAAGGGGGGACGAAGCAAGGGGGGAUGAAGCAAGGAGGGAUGAAGCAAGGAGGGAUGAAGCAAGGAGGGAUGAAGCAAGGGGGGAUGAAUCAAGGAGGGAUGAAGCUAGGAGGGAUGAAGCAAGGAGGGAUGAAGCAAGGGGGGAUGAAGCAAGGAGGGAUGAAGCAAGGAGGGAUGAAGCAAGGAGGGAUGAAGCAAGGAGGGAUGAAGCAAGGAGGGAUGAAGCAAGGAGGGAUGAAGCAAGGAGGGAUGAAGCAAGGAGGGAUGAAGCAAGGAGGGAUGAAGCAAGGAGGGAUGAAGCAAGGAGGGAUGAAGCAAGGAGGGAUGAAGCAAGGAGGGAUGAAGCAAGGAGGGAUGAAGCAAGGAGGGAUGAAGCAAGGAGGGAUGAAGCAAGGAGGGAUGAAGCAAGGAGGGAUGAAGCAAGGAGGGAUGAAGCAAGGAGGGAUGAAGCAAGGAGGGAUGAAGCAAGGAGGGAUGAAGCAAGGAGGGAUGAAGCAAGGAGGGAUGAAGCAAGGAGGGAUGAAGCAAGGAGGGAUGAAGCAAGGAGGGAUGAAGCAAGGAGGGAUGAAGCAAGGAGGGAUGAAGCAAGGAGGGAUGAAGCAAGGAGGGAUGAAGCAAGGAGGGAUGAAGCAAGGAGGGAUGAAGCAAGGAGGGAUGAAGCAAGGAGGGAUGAAGCAAGGAGGGAUGAAGCAAGGAGGGAUGAAGCAAGGAGGGAUGAAGCAGAGGGAUGGAGCGACAGAGGCUUGGGCUAUAGUGAAGCCCUGCGGACCAAGAAAUGCUGCUGCUUCUGAGGAGGAGGAGGAGGAGGAGGAGGAGGAGGAGGAGGAGGAGGAGGAGGAGGAGGAGGAGGAGGAGGAGGAGGAGGAGGAGGAGGAGGAGGAGCUGUCACCGCCUAGAGGGGUGCUGGCAGAGGGGGCAUGGGGGUGGAAAAAAGGGAAGGAGGAAGGCAGUCAAAGGAGAGUAAAAGAGGGAAGCGGAGCGGGGAAAGAACGGAGCUUUGAGUAA
Closterium sp. Naga37s-1 is the source of this 1806-nucleotide messenger RNA. NCBI's taxonomy places the organism in Eukaryota, Viridiplantae, Streptophyta, Zygnematophyceae, Desmidiales, Closteriaceae. The record is from the annotation of a GenBank genome assembly.